This is a messenger RNA of Belonocnema kinseyi, 2248 nucleotides long. RefSeq names its product GDNF-inducible zinc finger protein 1-like. Gene Ontology annotation, biological process: DNA recombination; DNA integration; regulation of transcription by RNA polymerase II. Gene Ontology annotation, molecular function: RNA polymerase II transcription regulatory region sequence-specific DNA binding; zinc ion binding; DNA-binding transcription factor activity, RNA polymerase II-specific. The transcript has 8 exons. Gene Ontology annotation, cellular component: nucleus. NCBI's taxonomy places the organism in Eukaryota, Metazoa, Arthropoda, Insecta, Hymenoptera, Cynipidae. The coding region runs from base 366 to 2000 and encodes 544 amino acids. The record is from RefSeq and is a predicted model, not a curated record.
CGAAUGGGGACGAAAUUGGAGGAGCUGAUGGCUAGACCGUGUAUUCUUAGAUCAUGGUAUACAAUAUAGAUCGUAUGCGCAUAUCUGAUCUGUAUAUCUGAAUGAUCUGAAUAGAUCUAUCUUUACGGUGGAAUGAUGUUUUUCCUGACUCUUCAAUGUUGAUAUUAUUUUAUAGUGCACUUGGCACUUGAUAUUUUCUGGAAAUCCUAUAUUUCAAUUUAGUGCCCAUACAAGAUUAGCUGUGUUUAGAGAGCUGAAAGAAAUAUCAGAAGCGUGACUGAUUAUUUGAAAUGAACAAUAUUUUUAAAAUAAAGUUUGCUCUAAUUAACGUGAGCUUUGUAUAAGACGAGAAUUUCUGAUCGAAAAUGCAGCAAAAUAAUUCACGGUCUAUUCUGAAACUUGUACUAAAGAAAGACUUUUCAUCAAUUCAAGCCCAGGGCCCACAUGUUAACAAAGUAAUCGAAAAUGUAUCUGCUGCAAUUCAAAAAAUUGAGCGUAAACUUUGUCGCCUCUGUGCUAAGUUAAAGCCUGUUGAGUCUCUGUUCCCAUUUUUUGGUACAGAGUAUGAGCAGGUUAUUAACAAAUUAUUGUCUUUUGGGCUUUGUAUAAAAAAAGAUGACGGAUUACCAUCCGCAAUUUGCCAAACUUGCUCCAGAAAAUUAUGGAACUGUAGAGAAAUAGUUGAGAGUUUUAUCGAAGCUGACAAAAGGUUGACAAAGUUGUUGCCUUCAGUUAAAGUCUCCGGCGCUACCAAUAUAUCUAGUUUGAGCAAAGAUACAAAGUCUGAUGAAGUUCAAAAUAAUAAAAUAGUGUUAGUAAAAAUAAAGCAAGAAACCUCGGAAAUGUUAUGUGAAGAAGUAGCUGUUGAAAAUCAAGUACAAUUAGUGUCAGAACGUUUUAUUCAUUCGGAGAUAGAAAUAAAAGAUGAAAUGGCGGAAAUGUAUUCAACUGAUACUGAUUCCUUAAAUGACAUCAUUAAUAAUGACUACGAUGAAGUUGUGGUUAAAGACGAAUAUAAUGAAAUUGAAAUGAUAGAAAAUGAAGAAAUAAGCAAUGGAGAUGCUUUACUAGACGAAUUGGAUGUUAAGGAGGAGACAAACGAAUCUGACGAUCUUAAAGUUCAAGACAAGGUGGAAAUUGAAACAUCUGAUACUUUCAUUGCAAAUCUUCCUGCACUCGAAAUCAGGGAUAAAACAAACCAAGUCCCUUCACUGAACAGAAAUCAAAAAGUCAAAGAAGCGCAGCCAGAUAUACUACCCGAAAAAUCUAAGGAUAGAUAUGAGCUGGCUUUCGCGAAAUUUGACAAUUGGAGAAAACUAAACAAAACAGAAGAAUGUUCGGAUAAUGAUAUAAUUCUUGCAUAUUUCAAUCAACUUGGAAAGAACCGAGCCCCAUCCAGUUUGUGGACGUACUAUUCCAUGUUGAAAUCAACUUUGUACGCCAAAGAAGGCAUGCGCUUGGAGCAACAUUAUCAGCUGCAAAAAUUUCUGAAAAACAAAAGCAGGGGGUACGAGCCCAAGAAAGCCAAAUGUUUUUCACCGACAGAAAUCCUAAAAUUUAUAAGAGAAGCGCCAGACGAUGUUUAUCUGCUGAAAAAAGUGACAGCCAUUUUUGGUCUGUAUGGAGCGACUCGAGGAUGUGAGUUAAAAAGCAUGAAAAUUCAACACGUCAAACAACAAGGUGACUUGCUCGUAGUGGAUAUUCCGAAAACAGAAACCGACAAGUCCCGUCGUUUCACCGUCAACGAGACGCACGCCCCCCUAGUGAAAAAGUACAUAGCUUUGCGUCCUCGCGGUACGACCUCGGACAGAUUCUUUUUGAAUUACCAGCAUGGCAAGUGCACGAUUCAACCGUUGGGAGUACACAAAAUCUCAGCCUGUCCAUCUGUCAUCGCAGAAUAUUUGCAACUUGACGAACCAAAAAAAUACACGGGUCACGCUUAUCGCAGAACAUCAGCAACUUUUUUAGCCGAUCCUGAGGGCGUCGAAAUUUCAGAAUAAUGUCACGGAGGAUGGAAGCCGUCCAAGGAUAUAUCGAAAAUUCACUCCAGCACAAAUAGACGAUGAGCGAGAUGAUCAGAUAUGAAAUUACGGCACCCCGUGUAAAGACGUGCCUAACACUACUUGUAAUGAAUAAAAUCGCUACAGUGGGUACAAAUCCCCAGCCAGGAAUUGCGUGGGUUGAAUUAUUUGAGUGCUGUGAUUGCAAGAAGCGAUAUAUUACUAAAGAGGCAGUAAUCUCGCAUAUA